Rhodamnia argentea is the source of this 1361-nucleotide messenger RNA. RefSeq names its product agamous-like MADS-box protein MADS2. The record is from RefSeq and is a predicted model, not a curated record. Gene Ontology annotation, biological process: positive regulation of transcription by RNA polymerase II. Bases 277 to 1023 code for a protein of 248 amino acids. Gene Ontology annotation, molecular function: protein dimerization activity; RNA polymerase II cis-regulatory region sequence-specific DNA binding; DNA-binding transcription factor activity, RNA polymerase II-specific. The transcript has 9 exons. NCBI's taxonomy places the organism in Eukaryota, Viridiplantae, Streptophyta, Magnoliopsida, Myrtales, Myrtaceae. Gene Ontology annotation, cellular component: nucleus.
UCUCUCUCUCUCUCUCUCUCUCUCUCUCACAGCUUGUGCAAUGAGGUCUGUCUGGUACACAAUAAGAAACCUAAUACCUAGGAACGGAAUGAAAAGGAAGGAGUUUCCUUAAGAAGAAGGAGGAGGGGGGGGGAUAGAGAGAGAAACCAUUCAUUGUACUACAAAAGAUUCACAGCACAAGAAAGGGAAUCCUAUGUUAGCCUAGGAGAAUUGGAAUAACUGAUCAGGAGAAAUUUUUUCAAUCUCGAAGCGAGGAAAAAGGAAAAAAUAAGAGCUAUGGGAAGAGGGAGAGUGGAGCUGAGGAGGAUCGAGAACAAGAUAAAUCGGCAAGUGACGUUCGCCAAGCGGAAGAACGGGCUACUCAAGAAGGCUUAUGAGCUCUCGUUGCUCUGCGACGCCGAGGUCGCUCUCAUCAUCUUCUCCAGCCGCGGCAAGCUCCAUGAAUUCUGCAGCGGCUCAAGCAUGGCUGCGACCAUCGAGAAGUACCAAAGAUGCACUUACGAUGUCCUGGAAAUGGAAGCUACCCAAGAUCCGAAUAAGAUUCAGAACCGUUACCAAGAAUACGUUGAACUGAAGACUCAAGUUGAAUCUCUACAAGGUACACAAAGGAAUCUUCUAGGGGAAGACCUAGCGGAACUAAACAUGGAGGAUCUGGACCAGCUGGAGAAUAAGCUUGACAAGUCACUAAGGCAAGUCAGGUCUUCCAAGCAGACUAAGUUCAUGCUCGGUCAACUGGAUGAACUUCGCAAAAAGGAGGACAAGCUACUUGAGACCAACAAUGCCCUAAAAAGAAAGAUAGAGGAAAUUGAUGCCGAGCUUCAAUUGUCGUGGAACACGAAUGCAGGAGAUCAAAACGUGAUUUACAACAAUCAAGUUGCUCAGUUGCAGUAUAACUUUGGACCCCUCAACUAUAAUGAUGCAUCGCAGAUCAGCUUCAAUCCCAUGUCUACCGAGCAGCGGAACAACUUGGCAAGCUCAGCUCAAACUGGUACUAAUCGGUACAUCCCUGGAUGGAUGGUUUGAUUUGAUAAUAAUCGCUUCUAUACUCAUGACCAACCAGUGUGUUCACAAAAUAUAAGCAUUGGCAUGCUCGUGGAGGAGAUUAAUAAGUCUGGUAUUGUAGAUGGCCCUCUAAUUGCCUUUCAAACAAGGAGCAAUUUACAAAAUGAAUGGCUUACUGUAUAUGUUGUCGUACCGAUGUAAUAGUCCUGCUGCGCCAGAUUGGAAAUGAGUUGGUGGUUGCCAAUAAGAGCUUCGGAGGACUUAGUUGUUUUGUGUUUGCUGUGUUUGGAAUUCCGAAUGGUCUGUAAAGUGAUGGCAUCGUGCAGAACGUGAUCAAACUGAUUAUGUUUAUCUGAUGA